UCUGCCUGCGUCUUCGUGCCUCCCCGAGUCUCGGGCAGCAGUAUUUCCGGAGGCGAAAAGGUGCUGUUCAGCUCCACAAUUUCCUCCCAAUGGUGAAAAGGAAAGUACAAGCCCUCCGCCUCCACCCUGAGAAGGCUUCAGGGUGGCCUGGGCUUCGCUAAUAAAAGCGGAAAGUGUAAAUGGCUUGGUGAUUACUGGCUUUCGCCCUUGGACGGAGAAAUGAGAUCACGAUUUUCACGGACAGGAACCGCCGCCGCCGCCGCCGCCGCCGCGGAGGCCGCUGCGUCCCCUCCCAGCGCGGGUCGCGCAUUACAUCACCGCAAAAAACAAAACCCAAAGCUGCCGGCAGAGCUGCCUUGAGAGGACCCAGGGGGACGGCACAGAAGCUCCCGAGGCUGGAGGACUCCAGGCGCCCGCAUCUGGUGGGAGUGAGCCAAGCGGUCGCCGGUGCGCACCCGCCGGGCUCAGCCAGCGGUGCCUCCCCCGCCAGGAUACAGCAGCCGGAGGGGGGAAGCGGAAGCGCCUCCUCCCCGCCCCGAGCCCGACCGGCGGCGGAGGGGGAGGAAGGCGCCUCACCUUGCCCCCGAUGAAGGGCGGAUCAUGCCAUGGCAGCGCCGGCGAGCGACAGCGGCAGUGGCGGCGGCGGCGGCGAGCAAAGCCCAACCAGCAGCCCCGGGAGCUCGACAGGAGCCGGGGGCUCUGCGGCAGGAGCCCGGGACAAGGGGGACUCGGGAGGCCGAAGCGCAGUGGUGACAGUCCCCGGUCUCCCUCCGUUCGAGGACUACGAGUGCAAAAUCUGCUACAACUACUUCGACGCGGACCGGCGCGCUCCCAAGCUUUUGGCGUGCCUGCACACCUUCUGCCAGGAGUGCCUGAGCCAGCUGCAGCUCCGCGCCGCUGCCGCCGCCGCCGCCGCCGCUACUGCGCCUGAGCGCCCAGCGCCCUGGCACAGCCCUCCCGGCGCCAUCGCGUGUCCAGUGUGCCGCCACCGCACGCCGCUGCCCGACAGCCGCGUGCACGGCCUGCCCAACAACACCAAGCUCGCGGAGGCCUACCCGCUGGCCCUGCGCGCCGCGCACGACCCGCUGCCCCCGGACCGCCUCCCACCGUUGCCGGCUCGCCGCCCAGCGCCCUCUCCGGCCCCGCCGCCCGCGCCGGCCGCGGCGCCUCCGCCGCCGCCCGGGGAGGAAGCCGCCCGCGGGCCACGCGCCCGCGCCGCCCUGCGCGCCCCGGGCGCCUACGAGAGCUGCCACAACUGCAAGCGCGCAGCGCUCACCGCCGGCUGCGUGUGCGUCGUCUUCUCCUUCCUUUCCAUGGUGGUGCUGCUCUUCACCGGCCUCAUCUUCGUCAACCACUACGGCGGCGGCGGCGGCGGUGGGGCAUCCCCCGGCGGCGGGGCGCCCCCUGGCGCGGCUACCGGGUCGCCCUCACCCGUGGGGCCCAUCUGCCUGUCAGUGGCCAGCAUUCUGGCACUCUUCUCGGUUGUCGUCACUUGGCUCAUCUGCUGGCUCAAGUACCGACCCGAGGGCGCGGCCGCGGGCUCCGCUGGGGGCGGUGGCGGCGGCCGGAGGACGCGGGCGGCAGGUGGAGCGCGGAGGAGCGACACGUAGUCAGGGCACACGACCUGUCUCCAGCACGCGUGCACCCUCAGCCUUGCGGGACUCGAGAGGAGGGGGCCUCUGGCUCGGUGCACUCGAGUUUUUCCGCCCUCUCCCUUCGGCCCCCUGGCGCGCACCCCCUAGUCGUUCUGCCACAACGGGGCCUUGGUUUCCCGCCUCUCCGGCUUUCCACGCCCCGCCUCCUCCGCCCUGGGCUAGAGAGAGAAAUCGAGGAGGCGGAGAUGCUACUGGGGAGUCCAUCUCCCCGACAGUACAGUAUCAACCUCUGCUUCGCGCACCACCCUCAUCGUCGCCAGAGUGCGCAGCCAUCCCUCCCAGAGUCCGAGUAUUUGCAAAGGGAGCUGGAGAGGGGAGUGGGACGCCAGCCGCUCCGCCUGAACUCUGGUUUUCUGCCUGCCGUGACUUUAGAGUUUAAGGGUGCAGGUACGCGCGCGCAGAGAGCUAGCUGCAGCAGUCGUGAAUGCACUUGCAUUGUCAGAAGCAUGAAUGAGAUGUAAACGGGAGGAAAAGGUCUCCCUGCUUUCUGGCGGCCCGGGAAAGUGAGUAAGCUGAGCGCUGAGAGCCGUGUCCACUCGGCACUGGCUCCGCACUGGCUCCGCACCGGCGGGAACCGGGCCGCUGGGCGCAGCCUCGUCCAGUAACUGCGCGAGAUCCGGCAGGUGCGCAGCGCCCGUGCGCUCUCCGGUUUGCGGGCUGUGGCAGCAGAGCAGAGGGGGCGGGGCGCACCAGGCGGUGGAUCUUGCUACCCACCAUCCCGCAGAGCCCCCAAAGUCCUGGAAACUGGGCUCCUGGGAACUUACGGUUGUUUAAUUCACGGCACUACCACCAGGGAGUCAUUUCCUCCUCUGUAACUGGACUCAGGGAGCUUCAAGAGCUUGUUCUCCCAUCUUCUCUCAAAACUGACUUACUGUUGCCCCCGCCUGGAAGGUACUGAGAGCUAUUCUCGAAGAAUGGAAACUGCGGGUUUCCUCGCCUCUUUUCUUUAUUUCAUUUUUUACAAUAAUUUAUUUAAGAAUAUGUAAAUCUGGAAAUUUUGUGCGUUAAAAUUUCCAGAAAAGAUGUUUGAUAAGCAGUAACAUUCCUUCCGUACCUCCAGUCCAAGUACAUUUCGAAAUUAGCAGAAAUAAAAGCGUGUUGGUAACUAAUUCAAGAUUUUGUACUGUGAAACUACUAAUGACUUUCAACUACUUGAUAAAAUAUACAAUAGUGCCCAAAGACUAAACUGACAAGUUUCCUUCCUUUGAUUACAAAUAUAUAUAUAAUACUUAUCAGAAAAAUAUUAUUUUGAAUUUAGCUAUUUGAUAUUGGAAAUCACUAUGUUCGGAUCCAGUCACAUUAAAUGAAAAAGAAUACAUAUUCUGAUUUUGUAACCAAAAAAAAAAAGAAUUGCAAUGUGUGUUAUAGGUGGUUUUGAUGCCUUUUUAGAGAAACCAAAAACUCCACCUGUUGCAAAUGUAUUUUAUAUGAAAACAUUCUUUAUUCCAACUUUUGAAAUUUGGAAUAAGACAACGUUUUCAUACCUAAACAUUGCAGAAGCUACUGAAAGUGUGCUGUUAUUCCUCCUGUAUUUACGCCAGCUGUCUGCAUGAUAUCACGACACUAUUCUAGUCUCUAAACUUGAAUGAGCAUUUGUGUCUGUCAUAGAGAGCAGUCAUUUACUGGCCAUUGAUAAGUGGUAUGACUCCAAUUCAGGAGUUGCAAUAUGAUGUGUUUUAGGUCUGUGUUGUCUUAAUUAAAAAUGAGAAGCAUUUAUAGAAAAAAAAACCCCUAUUUUCCUGAAAUUUAUUUCAUGGGGAAAUUGUUCCAAGUUAUUUGUGGGGUCUUUAUCUUCCUGAAGUACACUUUUCCAUCCAAAUCCUAAUUUCACAUUCUAAAUGGGGCUGGUAUCACACAUGAGAAUGUACAAUGCUAGGGUGGGCAUUUCAUGGAAUUGUUUCUAGUCUUUUUUUAAAGGACUUUACUUAUUUAUUU
Phyllostomus hastatus (greater spear-nosed bat) is the source of this 3590-nucleotide messenger RNA. RefSeq names its product RING finger protein 223 (gene RNF228). Bases 606 to 1610 code for a protein of 334 amino acids. NCBI's taxonomy places the organism in Eukaryota, Metazoa, Chordata, Mammalia, Chiroptera, Phyllostomidae. Gene Ontology annotation, biological process: protein ubiquitination. The transcript has 2 exons. The record is from RefSeq and is a predicted model, not a curated record. Gene Ontology annotation, molecular function: ubiquitin protein ligase activity.